GUGCAAUCAUCGUUGAGAGACUACCGCUUAUCUAGCUGAUCAAAAAACCAGGUUGCUUGAACUCGCACAACAAACCAGUGACAGUUCGUUCUCGACUCCAACGUCUUCGUCGUUAUUCCCGUCCCACCAUCAUAUCAACACCACCAUGUCAUCCAGCACGCACGGGGACAAGGAGCCCACAGAGGGCCGCGGUGACCCCGAGUACGGCUCAAACGGCUUCGACAAUAACAGCAAUCCCAGAGACAACCCAAGCAGUAGCGCAACCGGGGUAAGUCCUUCCAAUCCCAUUCUCCACCUAUUCAUCGCCUGACAAACACUUUCCAGCCCUCGCACACUCGCUUGAAGAGAGGCCCCCCCCUUUGCGUGUGCACUCAAGGAUGCAUCAACGGCCAUUGCUGGUGCUUCAGGAGGCGUGCUGGCUGCGGCGAUCUUUGCAUGUGCAAGGACUGUCUGAACCAAUUCAACACGGAGGCUGAGUCCUCAAGCCACAGAGAAUCCAAAGUAUGUCCUUUCAUUCCUAGUUUCUAUUUUCAUCCAUAUUCUCCAUUUGUUCAUCACCUGACAAACAUUCCCCAGCCCUUGCGCGAUCCUUUGACCAGAGACGACCGCUCUUGCUCGUGCACUGCGGCAUGCAGCAACGGCCGUUGCGGCUGCUUCAGGAGGGGUGCUGGCUGCGGCGGCAAUGCUUGCCGUUGCACGGACUGUCUGAACCCCUUCAAUACUCAAGCUCAGUUCUUUGGGGGGGACGGCUUUCGCGCUUCAAGUUGCUUUGUAGAUUGGGUCAAGCGGCAGCCGUGCGGUGAGGUCGAUUUCGCAGAUCCAGCGUUCAUCGAGGAUAUGCGGCGCUUGAUAUUCGACCGUGUAGUAGGCGACCAGACUACGCCGUCCCCAUUCUAUUUCGAUAGCUCCGACGGAGGCCUCCGGGAGCUCGAGAGGGCAUGGACCGCGGCUGUCACGGAUGCCGAAAAGGACCUAAUUGUACGAAAGAUGUUCAGGGCCGGAUUGGCAAUGGGCAGUAAAAAUUGGUUUUAUUUCUCGUUCUGCUCCAAGGGGUUCCGGGGAGAGUGGGUACUGAAAGAUGACUUGGCCCAUUGCUCCGUCUGCGCGAGAUGCGAUUCGCACGAUCACUCGUGCCAUUAGAUGGACUGCGAGGGGGCGUGGACGGGGUCAUAGGGCUGAAUGGCUACCAGUUGAGUCUGCUUCGAAGGCUAUCAUGCUCGAUACAGUGACUUGCUAAAAGCCCAGGCACGUUUGGUCACCACCGUUGGAGGUGCUUCGGCGGACUUUAAAAGCUUUGAUAAGAUGUAAACUCCCGGAGAGCUCGAAUCAGAGAAGCUGCACACGCUGACAGUCCGCGUGCUUGCCGCUCUUUGUGGUGCUUCAGCACCUCAAGACAAAUCGGGAUGAGAUGAAAAAGACGGCGUGCUCAAACUUGUGUCCUAGUACUGCAACAUCAUUGAAUCUACACUUCAUGACCUACAGUGCUCUAAUUAUUCCCAGGGCCCAGGGAUUGGAGCCAUAGGAAGCGGUACCCGCGUGCCUACCCACCUCCUUUCGCCACCCUGCACUACCCUAUCGAGUCCUCAAGCCUACG
Molecule: messenger RNA, 1594 nt
Organism: Mytilinidion resinicola
Lineage: Eukaryota; Fungi; Ascomycota; Dothideomycetes; Mytilinidiales; Mytilinidiaceae
Exons: 1
Coding region: 436-1140 (234 amino acids)
Source: RefSeq, a predicted model, not a curated record